Temnothorax curvispinosus is the source of this 828-nucleotide messenger RNA. Its product is annotated as alpha-tocopherol transfer protein-like. Bases 16 to 711 code for a protein of 231 amino acids. The record is from RefSeq and is a predicted model, not a curated record. The transcript has 4 exons. Gene Ontology annotation, cellular component: membrane. Gene Ontology annotation, molecular function: phosphatidylinositol bisphosphate binding. Lineage: Eukaryota; Metazoa; Arthropoda; Insecta; Hymenoptera; Formicidae.
AAACGGAAGCUGGACAUGUAUUUCACAAUGCGUGCGGUGGUCCCUGAAUUUUUCUCCAACCGCGACAUCACGAGGCCGGUGUUGCAAGAAAUAGCAAAGCUCAUACAUAUACCUCCUUUGCCGGGCCUGACAAAGAAAGGAUGUCGAGUGAUCGUCAUGCGAGGAGUCGAUAAGGAAGCGCCGACUCCCAAUAUACCGGAAACUAUGAAGAUGGUGUUCAUGAUCGGCGACAUUCGUCUAAGCGAAGAGAAACACGGCGUGGCCGGCGAUGUCUACAUCCUCGACGCUUCCGUCGCGACGCCCACACAUUUCGCCAAGUUUACGCCGGCCUUAGUGAAGAAGUUUCUGGUGUGCGCAAUGGAGGCGUAUCCGGUGAAGCUGAAGGAAGUGCACGUGGUAAACAUCAGUCCGCUCGUCGACACGAUUCUCAAUUUCGUCAAGCCGUUUUUGAAGGAGAAGAUACGCAAUCGCAUCUUCAUGCACAGUGACAUCAAGACGCUAUACGAAUACGUACCCAGAGAGAUAUUGCCAACCGAGUACGGCGGCGACGCCGGACCCAUUCAGGUUAUACACGAAAAACGUUACAAGUUAAACGUCUUCAAGGAGCAGGAAGCUAUAAAAACUAACGAGGCAUUGCGACCAGGUAAACCAAAGACGCAAGACGACUUGUUCGGUCUCGAUGAAUCCUUCCGGCAGCUGUCGAUCGAUUAAAUCGUUUAACGCGUAUCCGGAACCAAUUUGACGUAUAAUCGUCGCCAACGGCAAUCGUUAACCAAAUCGCUCGUCCGCAUAAACUUCGACAUCGAUCGAUCACAAACUUCGUCCACG